Ruditapes philippinarum (Manila clam) is the source of this 3327-nucleotide messenger RNA. RefSeq lists its product as uncharacterized. NCBI's taxonomy places the organism in Eukaryota, Metazoa, Mollusca, Bivalvia, Venerida, Veneridae. The transcript is spliced from 7 exons. The record is from RefSeq and is a predicted model, not a curated record. The coding region runs from base 1082 to 1957 and encodes 291 amino acids.
UAGUUUUAGUUUCUCAUGUUAAGAGCGUAAGUUGAUAGCUUUAUUACGGUUGUUCUAAAUGUUAUUAGAAAUUACAACUCGUAUCAGAUUGCACUUUCAUCUUGUAGCAAGAUAUACUUACAUAUUGUAAAUCACAUAAGAAUUUCCGAUUUUUGUACUGUUAUAUAUGGUGUGAUGUCAUAUACUAUUUACAGAAAUGUAUAUAUUCAUUUUUACGGUUAAGUGUCAUUUAUGUCGAAGUGUUAGUUAUUUCGUCGAAUGUUACCAUGACAACUAUUAGAAAUUCACUUCUCUGGGAUUUAUUUUAUUUAACACUGUUACACUGUCUCUUAAAAGCGAACCUAUUGGGGCUAAGAGUGUGGUUUGUCGAGCCUACAACCGGUCUUAACCCCAAGCGUGUUUUACCACCGACCGUUCCAAGGCGUACCUUUUGUGUCCUUCGCAUGUAUGUCUUGUGUAUCAAAACUUGGUUAGUAUUAUGACACGUUCUGUAAUGUACCAUCAUGUUAGUUGUCUUCAGCGGUAAAUAUUCCAUUACAUACCCCUCUCAUUUUUCAUCUUGUCCCAACCAACACUUCCCCUAAGAUCCCCCUUGUGCCUUUAAUUCUCGUAUUAGCCAUUAUGUUUUGUAAUACGUAUUAUUCUUCUUCUUAUUUAAUUGAUAAUUGUAACAGUUAUUGGCAUGUACUUUCUCCUUUUCUGCCCUAGUGCGUGCUCUUUCCUAUUUUUGUUCGGUAACCUUCUGGGUUUCCCUACAAGUGUGGCUAGGUUUUUUCCGGGGACAACAAUGUAUGUAGAGAAAAAUAUAAUCACGGGUUAUUAUCUAUACAAAAUCAUGUGUGUCUUAAGAGCAAUCACAGUAGCCUUUAAAACGAUUAUAAUUCUGACCCACUCCGUAUAUCUAGGCGUCCUGUCAUGUACUAUAAUUCCCCCCCCCCCCAAAAAAAAAAAAUAGCUCAAAAUUUUAUCAGACAGAAUUGUUAGCACACGACAAUAUUUCCAGCAUGCAUAGGGUUAAGAAUAAAUCUCUUUCACUCCCCUCUUGCCGAAUAAUUUAUAACAUAAGGAUAUAUAAGAAGAAAUGACAGCGUUAAUAAAAUAUUAUAUUAACCAUGUAAUGUUUACAAUAACAAUUCCAGUUAAACCUCAAGUGACAUCAUUAAUUACAAGGAAGAAUGGUUUUAUAGUACAAGGAAUGUCACCAUCUGACAUGGCCACUGCUGAGGUAGGCGAUGAGUUAGAACUUACAUGUACUGCGAAUAUAGGUACCUUAAAAGGAACACUCAUUCGGUGGCAUAAAACAUCUGAAAUGUCUAAAACCAAUGAAUUUACUGGCUACCAACCACCACAAGGUACUGUUGAUGAAGGCACUUCAAUUAGUGACAAUCAGUGCGGAUAUACCCGUGUGGCUUCAAUCAAGUACAACACAACGGCAGCUGAUGCCAAAAGGGAUAACAAUCUGGCAUUCGAGUGUUAUGUUACUGUUACUGGAGAUCCUUAUGGGUACUCUUUUACCUCUGAAAACAAUCCGACAUUUUAUACUGACGUCAAUAACCAAAGUAGUGGAGAGACAAACCGUACUAUGAGUACAACAGAUGAAAACGACAUAAGUAUAGCAGCAGGAGCUAUCGCCGCGAUUGCCAUUGGUUCACUAAUUGUUAGUGUUCUAAGCGGUGCGGUUUGUAUAUGGGUUGUUUUAAAAAGAAAACGGACAGUAACAGGCCUGAAGAAUCAAAAUCAGCAUCAGCCAGCAUCAGUGUCACGAGAAACAGAAUUAAAUGUGUUGUCACUUUCACCGGAUACCUACGAACAGCUUCAAAAUAGAACAGAUACUGAAAGCAGGCUGACUUAUGAUCUCCUAGACGCUUCAAGAAAUUCCAGCGCAGUACCAAACAGCCAAUCACAGUAUGAGAACCUUGAAGGGAAGCAGGGGCAUCUCACACGUAUGCAGAUCUAAAGCUUGGUCGAUAAAACAUAUUGGCAGAUUUGAAAGAUCUAUCUCGCCUGCUUGGUUCCUUUCGGUUACCAUAUAUGUACCAGUUAUAAAUGUUUUUGUACACAAUCUAUAGCUAUCUAUGAUUUUGAGGAUUAUUCAUCAAUACAAUUAAUAUUAUAUGGGGAUUUGGCCAAGACCAGACGAAUACUUCGUGCGAAGGAAGUUAUUCGAGCAAUCCGAGUUCGAUCGAACAAAGUUUAACUUGAAUUUGACAGGGAAAACCAAAUGUAUUGUCAUCUUUUACCUUUCCCAUAAGAUAACUCGGCUUAAACAGUUCUUCAAAAUUAUUUUCAUUUCUCCAUUUUAAAGGGCCAUAUACAUGUAUGCACUAAUUAUAAAUGUUUUUGACACAAUCUUAACCUGUCUAAGAUUUUGAGGUUUAUUUGUACAUACAAAAAAAAUCAUUGUAUUGGGAUUUUGCCGGGACCAGGUGAUAACAUUCAACGAAGGGAGUUAAUCGAGCAAUCCUUGUUCGAGCGAAUGAAGUUUAACUAUAGUUGUGUAGGUAUGACAGGCAGUCAAUUAUUAUCUUAUCCAUAAAAUAAUUCGGCUUUAAAGGGUCAUUCUUCGUAAUUAUUUUUCAUUUUCUCCAGUUUUAAGGGCUAAUAUCAUGCCCACGGAAGCUAUUAAUAUCAAGUUCAAAGUGUAAAAAUUAACAAAGGACAAUAACUCCAAAAUAAGGCAGAGUCGGAGUUAUUCUUUAACACUCACAUCUUAUUAAUAAGAUUUAUCUACCUACAAAGUUUCUUGUAGAUACCUUUCAAAAUUUUGGAGUUAUUCCCCAGACAACAUUUAAAUUUGUAAAACUGAACAAAGGGCAAUAACUCCAAAAUUAGGCAAGACAGAAUUAUUAAUCUUUUGCACUGUAUAUUUACCCAAUGAGAUCUAUCUACCUUCAAAGUUUCUAGUUGUUAUUUCUUAUAGUUUCAGAGUUAUGUCCCGGACAAACUUCAAUGUUUUACAGGGAAUAUUCUCAAAUGAACCAUUUUCUUUAAUCAGCUUUCACUUAUAUAUAUAUAUAAAUAUUUUGUACUUAAUAUACAGAUUAAAAUUUGAAAAUGUUAUAUUUGUAUUUUACAUAUGUACAACACGGUUCUCCUUCCAUUAUUAUUGUCAAAAUGGCCAUUAUAAAUCUUUGUUAGGUCAAUUAAUCAUUUCAAGUUUGUAAUAGCCAAUCACACAUACUUUGAUAUACGAGUUCAUGUCAUGCCUACAUCUUCUAGAAUAUAACCGAUGCACGUUCGCAUUUUUACCACUUGAUGUACCAAUAUAAGGUCCAAACUUAACAUUUUUGCAUCGUUCUUAUCGAGUCCAUAUCGCACCCCAUCAAA